CAAAACAUGAACCAAUACCACCAGAAAUGCUUACGGUCUUUCAGACUAUGGAUGAACAGCAUAGCCCAAGUCGCGCUCAUUCUGAAAAUAUUUGUUGGUGUUGUAGAAGACGAAAUAGGCAAGUGAGCACGUGAGAAUCUUGGCCAAUGAGAAACUAGGUAUGACGUCUGAUUCAAUUGAUGGGAAUUUGGCAGGAAUCCCUCGGUUUCAACGUGCAACUCGACAACAUCACCAACAGCCCAUCCCUGCCGCACAUCUCCUCGUAACUCGUCAGUCUGGGCAAUUGCGGUUGAAGAUAUACUCUACUGGAGUUGCUGGCGUGUGGCAUUUCCAGACCACAGUCCAGACGCGCCCGAAGCCCCUCUUAGCGCAUCGCCAACUUCUCCGACGGAAAACCAGCUGUAGCUGUUAAUCCAUACAUUGCACAAAGAGCGAGAUAUUCUCGCCAAAGCCUCGUACAUCCUUGCGCAAUCCAGCUUCACCAAUUAGCAGUGCGCCUGCCAGUUGGAGAAGAACAAGAAGUUUGAGGGCGUCUCUUGGAAUCCGUGACGAGCUCAUCGCUGCAAUAUGGCCGCGCCACCUCCGCGACGAGGCUCUCCUCUGAAGAAUGCAGAGGAAACACCUCAGAGACCAGAGCCGACUGCUAUACAGAGUCCUUCUGGGAACGCUGCCAGCUCGACAGCGACAUUGCGACCAGAGACCAAUUCUCCCAUUCCGAAGAAGAAGAGGAACCAUCGGGGAGGGAAGAAGAAACGGAGGAGAAAAUCAUUUGCAGCAUCGACUGAAGAUGGGCUAGGAUUGCCAGAGCCGUCAAAUUCACGGAUGAAUACAGACAAUGCUGCCCGAGCAAGUUUCUACCGUCUGCAAGGGCGUAAUUUGAGCAAUACAAGCAUUGAAAGCGAAGCCCUCUUGGAUCACCGCGAACAACAGAGUCUGCGACCUCGUAGAGCAUCGACCAUGGGACAGAGUGCAUUCGGAAUUCCACUUUACGAUAGUCCGUCAUCCUAUCGACCCCAAUACCAGAACCCCUUCGUACCAUCUGAGUCAAGUAGUCGCCGACCUCGAACCGCGAAGAAGGAUAGCGACGACGAGGAUAAUGAAGUUGAUGAGCGAGCGCCAUUACUUUCCUCCUCGGCGAGGGCAAAGAGUUCUGGGGCUAUUCUUGGGCCGGGCAACAAUUCUUCGAGAUCAAUUGGACCAAGCCCCAGUGGCAAGCGUUCUUCAAGCAAAGCUUCGUCGAGAAGUAGAAAGAAGACCAUUUUCGAUCGUCAAAGCCCUACUUUUCCAUCAUACAAUGAUGAGUACAAUGUCAACUACCCUCCUUCAGUACCAGGUAGUCCUACACUCGGGGCUUCGAAUCGAGAUAUGAGCUUUGGAGAUAUGAUGGUGAGAGAUGACUUCGCCCCCUCCAGAGCCUCCAUGCGAGAUGACAGGGAUGGUGAUCGUGAUAAUGCAAUUGAUGAUACUUCGAUGCCUGGAUCACCUCACAAGGACAAUAUGUUCCAAGGCAGGAGACAUACCAUUGCGCUCGAGGCCGAAGGAGAUGUGUGUUUCCCAAUCGAGAGCAUGUCGGAAAUGGCAGAAGAAGAUAUGGCUCAACGUCAGGAUGACGUUUACCGACGAGGUGGUCCACGGCGCAGGAGAGGCAAAUGGCCUGAUCUAGCUAUGCUCGAUGAGUGGAGCAGGUUUGAGAAGGAAGGGAGGAGCGAAGAGCGCCGGGCAAAGAAAAUAACCGAGCCGCAGCUCAUUGGGGGUCGAUUGCGACCAAUCCACAAAGGCUGGCAUCGAGCUGAGGAUGAUGCACCAUACAGAUUCACCUACUUCAAUGAGGACUUCCAGAGCACAAUUCAUAGCCAGACGAUAUCAGAGUUGGUACAGCCUGGGGGAAGUUUCCGAGAAUUGUUUAUUCCGGAUCCUCCUGAGUUAAGUGAUAGUUCAGAUUCAGAAGAUGAAGAACCAGAGCGACGAGACGAUACUUAUCUUCGACAUGUCGAUGGAACUAAUGGAGAUUCGAGGGUACACACCAGACAAGGGUCUUUGAUGGACCCGCCAAGACCCGACUCAAGGCGUGGUGGAUCUCUCGCUGGAGAUGCAAAGAAAACUUCAGGGCAAACAUCUGGGGCUGCGACUCCCAAUGGCCAAGUCAAAUCCCCUCCAAUUAAGUCACCACCAACCGCACCUUCUCCACAACCAGAGAAGUCUAAACGAUAUGGAGACCGACCAACUUGGUGGCUCGAUGUCUUGUCCCCAACUGACGCUGAGAUGAAAGUUCUUUCGAAGACAUUUGGAAUUCAUCCUUUGACUGCAGAGGAUAUUAUGAUGCAAGAAGCUCGGGAGAAAGUGGAGUUGUUCCGAAAUUACUACUUUGUGAAUUACCGAUCUUUCGAACAAGACAUGAAUAAUGAGGAUUUCCUGGAGCCGGUCAACAUGUAUGUUGUGGUUUUCCGCGAGGGAGUGAUCAGCUUCCACUUCUCCCUCACGCCUCACCCCGCCAAUGUUCGCCGUCGAAUUCGACAGCUGAGUGACUACUUAAUCCUCUCCUCAGACUGGAUCUCUUACGCUAUAAUUGACGACAUCACUGAUGUUUUUGCUCCCUUGAUUCAGAACAUUGAAGACGAGGUUGAUGAUAUUGACGACGCGAUCUUGAAGCUUCAUGCGCCAACGAAGGAUGAGAAACAAUAUAACGAGAAGCAAUCGGACGCAGGGGAUGGCACUAGUGGCGAGAGCGGUGGUGACAUGUUACGACGGGUUGGUGACUGCAGAAAGAAAGUCAUGGGUCUGUACAGGUUGCUAGGAAACAAGGCAGAUGUCAUCAAAGGGUUUGCGAAGCGAUGCAACGAGCAUUGGGAAAUUGCCCCCCGAAGCGAGAUCGGACUCUAUCUGGGAGACAUUCAGGAUCAUAUUGUCACUAUGACUGGAAACUUGUCCCAUUACGAGAAGAUUCUUGCUCGGUCCCAUGCUAACUACCUCGCGCAAAUCAACAUUCGCAUGAACGAGAGACAAGAACAAACCGCCGACGUUCUCGGAAAGCUCACUGUGUUGGGUACGAUCGUCCUGCCCAUGAAUAUUAUCACAGGUCUGUGGGGUAUGAACGUCUGGGUCCCAGGCCAACAGUACGAGGGCGACUUGACGUGGUUCUGGUGUCUCACCGCCGGACUUCUCCUCUUUGGGAUGUCCUGUUUCUUCACUGCCAAAUGGCUGUACAAGAUCGUCUGAGAUGGAGUGUAUAUACGAAAGGCCAGCGAGGUAAUGUUUGAUGAGUAGCAAUCUUGUGCGGAGGGGAGCGAAACUUGUAAAUAUUGAAACGAUGCGUAGAUUGGAUACACGGAACGGUUUACGGAAUAUCGAGGACUUCUACUUGAGCCUCAUGAAUGGAGAGGGAUAUAAUAUAUUAUAUAGGCAACAAUCAAAUCCGAAAUUUGCAG
Messenger RNA from Cadophora gregata, 3425 nucleotides. RefSeq names its product CorA metal ion transporter (gene MNR2). Gene Ontology annotation, biological process: intracellular magnesium ion homeostasis; magnesium ion transmembrane transport. Gene Ontology annotation, molecular function: magnesium ion transmembrane transporter activity. The coding region runs from base 568 to 3216 and encodes 882 amino acids. Gene Ontology annotation, cellular component: plasma membrane. The transcript has 3 exons. The record is from RefSeq and is a predicted model, not a curated record. NCBI's taxonomy places the organism in Eukaryota, Fungi, Ascomycota, Leotiomycetes, Helotiales, Ploettnerulaceae.